UUGCUUCUAAAAGGUGCACCUCGGCCAUCAAACGGAAAAGAAUCAAUUUAUAUGUAUAUUGAUAUAUUUAGCUUAAUAUCAUAUGAUACUGUACCACAUAACAAGUAUACAAAUGUCACCGGUGUAUCCAGGAAGCCUUAG
This is a messenger RNA of Cetraspora pellucida, 141 nucleotides long. Lineage: Eukaryota; Fungi; Glomeromycota; Glomeromycetes; Diversisporales; Gigasporaceae. The record is from the annotation of a GenBank genome assembly.